AUGAUAGGAUUUAAUUAUGAUUUUAAUUCUAUUACAUCAGGAUCUGAAUUAGCACAAGCAUACUAUGUAAUCGGCACUUAUACCAUCUCUCCAUUAUAUAAUGCUCUUAUCGAUCUCUUUCCUUUUAUUAGAAAACUUCCAUUCAGUUUUAACGUUCGUUAUAAUAAUUCUCUCAAAAUUAUUAGAACAAUUUCCGAAAAUUUAGUUAUUGAACACAAAAACAAUCCAAUUAGAGGAAAAGAUUUAUUAUCAUUAUUGAUAGAAGCUAAUGAAAUUGCACCUUAUAAUGAAAGAUUAACACAUGAUGAACUGAUAUAUCAACUUCGUGAAGAAUUAAUUAAUACGUUUCCUGAUUGUGAUCAUCAACCUACUUUUGAUGAGAUCGAAAAACUAAAAUAUUUAGAUUGUGUUUUCAAAGAAACUCUCAGAGUUAUUCCGCCUGGUAAUAUUAAAUAUCAUGUUUUAAAAUCUUUAGUUUCUAAAACUAAUUAA
Messenger RNA from Racocetra fulgida, 492 nucleotides. The record is from the annotation of a GenBank genome assembly. NCBI's taxonomy places the organism in Eukaryota, Fungi, Glomeromycota, Glomeromycetes, Diversisporales, Gigasporaceae.